AUGGCCACCUUUCGUUCCAGGGUCGCCGUCUGGUACAGCAAGGCCUCCAAUUUCAACGUCGAGGCCCUCUUCACCCACUCUCGUGAACUAACGCCCCGCACCGUCUAUGUGCACGAAGAUCUCCCGGAGCACUUUGUCGACCCCAAGGGUAGAAUCAAACGGGAAUAUGUGUUCUGCUCGAACCAGGUCAUCACAUCCAAGUACUCCGUAAUCACCUUCCUGCCUCGCAAUCUCCUCGAGCAAUUCCGGCGAGUAGCCAACAUCUUCUUCCUUGCCAUUGCCAUUCUUCAGUUCUUCCCUAUCUUCCCCACCGUUUCACCGGGUCUUGCCAUCCUUCCGCUUCUCGUCGUGCUCGCCAUCACAGGCCUCAAGGAUGGCUACGAGGACUUCAAGCGCCAUCAGGCCGACCACCGUAUCAAUCGCUCCCGUACCCGCGUCCUUCACGGCGGCGUCUGGCGUAACCCAAACCCUAUGCAGGCCAAGACCAAGACUUUCAUCCCUGCCGUAGUCCCUACUUUGCUCGCAUACACCCAGAGGAAGAAGCCUGCCGCGGAUGUCGAGGCCAUGGAGCUCGAGCACGGCGCCCCACCUGUGGGCGUCAGCCAGUCAGGAGCACACGAGCAGGCGGACGAGGACACGCGCGAGUACGACGAAGAUGAGGACACGAGUACGAGUGCAUCUGACGACAAGCAUCGACCACACUGGCAGCGUACGGCCUGGGAGGACGUCGCGGUCGGCGACUUUGUCAAAAUCGUAGAAAACGAGUCGUUCCCGGCUGACAUCCUCAUCUGUGCGACGUCAGAGGAGGAGAACGUCUGUUUCGUCGAGACGAAGAACCUCGAUGGGGAGACAAACCUCAAGUCUCGCAAUGCCUGUGCCGUGCUGACCCACCUCCGCACCGCCAGUGCAUGUGCGGAUUCCCGUAAUGCGUUCCAUGUCGACUGCGACCGGCCGGAGACGAAUCUGUACAAGCUGAAUGCAGCUAUUGUCGGCAAGGACGGCGAGAAGACAUCAGUCGACUCGCAAAUGGUGCUGCUUCGAGGUUCAGUCCUUCGCAACACGGGAUGGGUCAUCGGCCUUGUGCUUUUCACUGGACUUGACUCCAAGAUCGUCCUGAACUCGGGCGGCGCGCCGAGCAAGCGAAGCAAGGUCGAGCGGCAGAUGAACCCCCAGGUUUUCAUCAACCUGGGCAUUCUAGCGGCUAUGGCGGUCGCUUGUGCUAUCGCUGACGCGGUGCUCGAGCAACGCUACUAUCCGCGCGGCGCACCCUGGCUGUAUCUGGACAACCAGAGCGACGACAAUACGCACGUGAACGGUAUCAUCACCUGGGCUUUCGCUCUUAUCACCUUCCAAAAUAUAAUUCCGAUCUCUUUGUAUAUUUCAAUUGAGGCAGUACGGACAUGUCAGGCGCUCUUUAUCUAUUUCGAUCAUGAAAUGUACUAUAAGAAAACCGACUCGCCGACCCUAGCUAGGAGUUGGAAUUUGUCGGACGAUCUAGGUCAGAUAGAGUAUAUUUUCUCAGACAAGACGGGCACCUUGACCCAGAAUGCUAUGGUCUUCCGGCAGUGCUCUGUCGGGGGUAGGGCGUACCGAGGUACUAACGGAGACGAGGAGUCAACAACCAAGGUCGGCCUGCCUGACGAAGAACACACGUCCCCGUCCCUUCGUUCCCAGUCGCCAGUACUGAUGGAAGGCAAGAAGACGCCAGUAUCUUCGUCAUCGGAGGACGUCCCAGACCCCCUCGCCGCCGACUCGGUUGGGCUCUCUGACGGCGUACUCGCUCAUUUCCGCGAUGCGAUGCUGUCUUCUGACAUCGUCUCCGCGGUAUCCGCCGACGCUGAUGCGGAGAGCGCGAAGCAUGCGCGGCUGAUCAACGGCUUCUUCACUGUGCUCGCCCUCUGCCAUACCGCUCUCGCGUCUAUAGACCCUAUCACAGGCGCAAUAGCGUACAAAGCGCAGAGCCCGGAUGAGGCCGCACUCGUGCAAGCGGCGGCGGACGUGGGAUUCGUGUUCCGUGGGCGGGACAAGGAGGUUCUGACGUUGCAGACGCCAUUUGCGGGCGCGUUCGAGCGGUGGGAGCUGCUGAACAUCCUCGAGUUCAACUCGUCGCGCAAGCGGAUGAGCGUGAUCGUGCGCAAGCUGGACGAGGAGGAGGAAGGGGAACGGCUGUUCUUGCUGACGAAGGGCGCGGACAACGUGAUCUUCGAGCGGCUUGUGCCGGGUGAGGAGGAGCUGAAGCGCAGCACGGAGGUGCAUCUGGACGAGUUUGCAGGGCAGGGGCUGCGGACGCUCACGUUGGCGUACAAGACUAUCAAUGAGGCUUAUUCUGGCGUAGAGGACGACUACGAGGUGUGGGCGCGCAAGUUCCAAGAGGCAUCUGUCUCGCUCGACGAUCGCGAGGCGAAGCUGGAGGCGGUGUACGAGGAGAUCGAGGGCGGCCUGAGCCUGCUCGGCGCGACCGCCAUCGAGGACCGUCUUCAAGACGGCGUGCCGGAGGCCAUUGCGGACCUCAAGCUUGCUGGUAUUAAGGUGUGGGUAGCGACCGGCGACAAGGUGGAGACUGCUAUUGCUAUUGGGCACAGCACGAAUCUGAUUGGCCGCGAGGACAACAUCAUCGUCAUUCGUGGCGGUGUCGACGGGCAACGCAAUGUCUAUACGCAGAUGUACACCGCUGUCGAGGAGUUCUUCCCGGAGAGCGGCAUCCUCGAGGAAGAAGGUGUCAGCCUCGACGUCGUGUCUGAGACGCAGCGCUCGUACCCGCUGCAGCGCGUGAACACUGCCGCGUCGGACCUCGUGGGGCACAACAAUGGAGACCGUCCUGGCGGAUUUGUACUUGUCGUCGACGGAGGCGCCCUGGCAACGGCAUUCGGUGAUGAUCGACACAAACAUCUGCUGCUGCGUCUGGCGAUGCAGUGCGAGGGCGUCAUCUGUUGCCGUGUAUCUCCGUUGCAGAAGGCGCUCAUCGUGAAGCUCGUCAAGGACGGUCUGGGUGCGAUGACCCUGGCGAUUGGGGACGGCGCGAACGACGUCAGCAUGAUUCAGGCUGCCGACGUGGGUGUCGGCAUCUCCGGUGAAGAAGGUCUCCAGGCGGCCAAUUCGUCGGAUUAUGCCAUCGCGCAGUUCAGGUUCCUCAGGCGGUUGAUCCUCGUCCACGGACAUUGGUCGUAUGCUCGCAACGGCAGCAUGAUUGUGAACUUCUUCUACAAGAACAUGAUUUGUAUCGGUGUCUUGUGGUGGUUCCAGAUUUAUUGCGCUUGGAGUAGUCAAUACGUCUUCGAGUAUACUUAUCUGCUCUGGUGGAACACGUUCUUCACCAUCGCACCCGUCAUUGCCAUCGGUCUUUUCGAUCGUAUUGUUGAUGAUCAUGUCCUCGUCGCACUUCCGGAGCUGUACGCAUACAGUCGUCGCGGCGGGUACUAUGAUACGAAGCUCUUCCUGGUCUACAUGCUUGACGGUAUUGUCCAGGGUGUCUAUUCAGCCAUCACUCCUGGCUGGUUCUCAACUCCCAUUUAUGGCAACGACGCGUAUCUGUGGCCGUCAGCAUAUUUCUGGUUCUGCAUCCUUCUCACCGUCGUUCUGGCUCUUCUGCCGCGGUACCUUUGCAAGGCGUACAAGUUCGCUUUCUACCCCGCCGAUGUUGAUCGAGUGCGGUGGCUGCACAAAAUCGACCCCAACCGCGACUUCUCUCAAUACAAGGAGACCGACCUUCAGGGACUUCGACGAUCUGCCUCGCGACGCUCUACCGCCAUGGCUAAACGGCCUUUUGCCCAUUUCGCUGGCAGCCACACUGACAUGUCUACGGGCAUGCGCUCCCAACAUCGCGGAUUCGACUUUGCGACGGAAGAGAACGGAGUGGCACUGCAGCGCAUGCAGACAAACCUUUCAGAACGACAAUCCGAGCGCCAGAAACAUCCAUUCCGUCGACGAAGGAACGGCUCGCUGCUUCCCUCCUUCUCUUUACCUCGCUCUCUCCGCCGGAGACGGCCGCCACCUGUCCCUGAGUCGCCUCCGACACCUGGAUCAUCAUAUUCACGAGAAUAG
Messenger RNA from Postia placenta MAD-698-R-SB12, 4041 nucleotides. RefSeq lists its product as hypothetical. Gene Ontology annotation, biological process: phospholipid translocation. Gene Ontology annotation, molecular function: ATP binding; magnesium ion binding; ATPase-coupled intramembrane lipid carrier activity. NCBI's taxonomy places the organism in Eukaryota, Fungi, Basidiomycota, Agaricomycetes, Polyporales, Adustoporiaceae. Gene Ontology annotation, cellular component: plasma membrane. The transcript has 11 exons. The record is from RefSeq and is a predicted model, not a curated record. Bases 1 to 4041 code for a protein of 1346 amino acids.